UUCAUCAUCUUGGUUAUUGUGUUGUGGAUUUGGAAAAAACUGUCGAUUUUUAUCUCAAGGCUCUUGGUCCUCUUGGGUUCGUCUUUCUCCCAACAUGCCUCCUCCUCCUCCUCUCCUCUCUCUUUGCUCCCCGCUAAUUAAGCCCCUCUCCCCCUAGCUAUGAAAAAUGCAUUGCAUUCCCUGGCAUUGAAUCAAUUGGUGUGAGCGGUCGCCCGUCCAUCUGGUUCCAGCAGCGCACGCCAGAGAAUACCCGCGGCGUUGUUAAUGCCCUCCACCUCGGAAUCCAAGCCAAAGACAAUGCCACCGUUGAUGCAUUCUAUAAGGCCGCCAUGUAUGUCCCCACCCCUUCUCCGCGGCCCUCACAGAGUCACUGACCAACCUGCCAUCCUCGCAGAGCCGCAGGAGGCACAUGCAACGGGCCACCCGGACCUCGCCCUCAAUAUACCAAGACCUACUACGCCGCUUUUGUGCUCGACCCUGAUGGAAAUAACCUCGAGGCCAUGUAUAUGGAUGCCAAUUACGAAGCUGAGUUGCGAGCUAAGGCGGAGGCUUCUGGCGAGGGGGGUUGCACGGGCAUGUCCUCCGAGGCACAAGCCUAGAUUACCUGUUUUGGGAUAUGCAAGGCUUUGUCGGCUCUCUUCCUGCAAGGAGUGGGGAGGGGUGAAAUAUGAAAUAU
Tuber aestivum (summer truffle) is the source of this 676-nucleotide messenger RNA. The record is from the annotation of a GenBank genome assembly. NCBI's taxonomy places the organism in Eukaryota, Fungi, Ascomycota, Pezizomycetes, Pezizales, Tuberaceae.